UUCGGUCUCAGGAGGAGGGGAGGAGGCCGGGCCAGAAGGGCGGAUCCUGUGGUGGGAAGCACCAGGAGUGCUUGACGGGAUGUGGGACGAGCGAAGGCGGCUGCGGCACACCUGGGAAUUUACAGGAACAAGCAACGGUGUCUUCACUUUUCCUCCACAAAACUCCCAAAACCAGAGCAUGCACUGACUUUCAGGCACAUUCGACUGGAAAAUGUACACGACGGAGCGCAGGCGGAUGAGCCUGCGUGACGGGAGGAGGAAGGAUCCCGUGUGGGUGUCCGCUGGAAGUUUGUGGCAGGACUCUUCGGUGCUGGAGAUGACAGCCAGCAGCGGCGGGUCGGGCAAGCAGCUCGUAUCCCCGCGGAGUCGCAGCAGAGCGGUGUCCGUGGCUUAUAUCGUCAGCGAGGACGCGUCUGGGCCGCAGACAGAGGAGAACUUGUCGCUGAAGUGUUUGAAGGAAGCCUGCGCAGACGCGCACGCCUCUUUCAGAACAAUUUCAUUUGGUAAAAUUUCAGUGGGAACCACAGAUAUCCUGGAUAGUUUCUACAAUGCAGAUGUUGCAGUCGUGGAGAUGAGCGACUCUUUCUGCCAGCCUUCUCUUUUCUACCACCUGGGAGUGAGAGAGAGCUUCAGCAUGACCAAUAACAUUAUCCUGUAUGGUUACAAGCAGGACAGUGAUCUGCAGGCUCUGAAGGAACAGUGUGGGAGUUACACCUUCAUCCCGUACGUGGUGUCACCUCAGGGCAAAGUGUUCGCCUGUGAUGCCGCCAUGAUGACCUGCAUCAAGGAGCUGAUGCAGCCCAGUUUGCAGCUGGAGCCCCUUCUCACCCCGCUGGUGGAGAGGCUCGUGCACCUUUUGAACAACGUGCACAUUCAGUCCAGUGAGUACUUCAGGGAGUCACUGAGGCAAGAGAUCCGCUUGGCACGGGAGCGAUUCAGUGGAACAGCUCUCAGCGAGGAGCUGAAUCGCAUCCAGAGUCGCCUGGAUAGUGUAGAUCUGCUCACGCCGGAUAUAGUCAUGAACUUCUUGUUGUCCUACAGAGAUGUCCAGGAUUAUGAUGCCAUGAUCAAACUGGUGGAGACUCUGAACAACUUGCCCAUGUGUCAGGCAGCAAGGCAUCAGAAUAUCAAGUUUCAUUACAUCUUUGCUCUGAACAGGAGGAAUCAUCCUGGUGAUCGAGCAAAGGCUCUGAAAUUAAUCUUGCCCAUUGUGGAGUCGGGGGACAAAGUGGCAUCAGACAUCUACUGCCUGUGUGGCCGGAUCUACAAAGACAUGUUCAUGAGCUCGGACUUCACUGACGCAUCUAGCAGAGACCAGGCCUGUUAUUGGUAUGGGAAAGCUUUCGAAGCAGAGCCAACCUUCCACUCGGGGCUCAACAAUGUGGUCCUUCUGAUGGCAGCUGGACAUGAAUUUGAGACCUCCAUUGAGCUGCGCAAAAUAGGUGUUACCAUAAGCACGCUGCUCGGCAGAAAGGGCAGUUUGGAGAAGAUGACAGAAUACUGGGAUGUAGGAUUCUACCUCGGAGCAAACAUCCUCGCUAAAGAGUUCAGGAAAGUCAUCGAAGCUUCUGAGAAGCUCUACAGACUCAAGGCUCCUGUUUGGUAUUUGGCAUCCAUUAUGGAGACAUACAUCCUGUACCGCCAGUUUGCCAAGCCUCCUGAGGUGCGGUCUCCCAAACAGGAUACGGUGGACUUCUGGAUGGAGCUACUCCUGCAAUGCUGUAAACCCACCGUCUCAACAAAUCAUUGCCCAGUGCUCAUUCUGGAGCCUAGUAAAGUCUUCCAGCCAUCUAUUGUGAGUGUGAGCAAAGAGGACGAGAGUCGCACUGUUCAACUGAAACACGUCACACCUUUGAAGAAAGGCUUACACCAGUGGACUUUUCCAGCAACUAAAAUCCGAGGAGUGAGUGCAUCAAAGAUUGAUGAGCGUAGCUGCUUCCUGUAUGUGCACUACAACUCUGAUGACUUCCAACUUUGUUUUCCAUCAGAGAUCCACUGCAAAGGUUUCUGCGAGUUGGUGAACUCUUUGCUUCACCAGGCUGAAAACCCCACCCAGGACCCCCAACUUCUAACACAGGGGAUACUUGAGUUUAUCUAUGAGACCGAUGACAAUGGCAACAGAGUGGUUCUUGGGAAGGGGACGUAUGGUGUGGUGUACGCCGGUAGAGACCUCAGCAACCAAGUCCGCAUUGCCAUUAAAGAGAUUCCUGAAAAGGACAGCACGUACUCACAGCCGCUCCAUGAGGAAAUAGCUCUACAUAAAAGGCUCAAACACAGGAAUAUUGUCCAGUAUCUCGGCUCCAUCAGUCAGGACGGUUUCAUCAAAAUCUUCAUGGAAGAAGUCCCAGGAGGAAGUUUAUCUUCUCUCUUGCGCUCCAAGUGGGGUCCUCUGAAGGACAAUGAAGCUACGAUCAUUUUCUACACCAAACAGAUCUUGGAGGGACUCAAGUACCUUCAUGACAACGAGAUUGUCCACAGAGACAUUAAGGGCGACAACGUGCUCAUCAACACCUACAGCGGCGUGUUGAAGAUCUCUGAUUUUGGGACCUCCAAGCGAUUAGCAGGGAUCAACCCCUGCACUGAAACUUUUACAGGAACACUUCAGUACAUGGCUCCAGAGAUUAUAGACCAAGGGCCUCGAGGUUAUGGGAAGCCUGCUGAUAUUUGGUCCCUAGGGUGUACUAUCAUAGAAAUGGCAACAGGCAAACCUCCUUUUCAUGAGCUGGGAAGUCCUCAGGCAGCCAUGUUUAAGGUGGGCAUGUUUAAAAUCCACCCGGCGGUUCCAGAGAACAUGUCAAGUGAGGCCAAGGACUUCAUCAUGAGCUGCUUCGUGCCAGACCCGGAUAACAGAGCCACGGCCACAGAGCUGCUGAAUGACUGUUUCCUCAAGUCGUCCUCUAGGAAGAGAAUUAAACCCCCAAAGGACUCAGACGUGAAAGAUUCAACUGAUUAUUAUCGCAGUUUAUCAAUGCCAGUCUCCAUCCUGGUGGAGGACACUGAUUCGGACUCGGUUGGCUCGGUUGACCUGGCGUCUUCCCUGGACAUGAGGAAGUACUGGUCCCCCCUCAGAGUGACAGAAAUCUCAGAGAGUCCGCCCUGCACCAGCGGCUUCCUGUCAACACCGUAUGACUCUUCGUCAGACAUGACCAGUCCAGCCUCAGUGGAAGAGAACGUCGGCCUCUUUAUGCUGCGAAAGGACAGUGAGAGGAGAGCGACACUCCACAGAGUCCUCACCGACUACAUCAGUUGUGUUGUCACCUAUUUACAAGAGUCAAUACUGCAGUUGGAUGAGGGAUCAUCACUUAGUGAAGACCACAUUAUCACACUUAUCGCCUGCCUCCGUGAAAACAUCCGCUCCCCAGACAGAAAGCAGCUCGCCACCGGCCUUCUGGAACUUCGCUCAACUCUGUUAGCAGCAGCAAUACCUCUGAACAGCCUGCAGACGGUGCUCUUUAACUUUCAGGAUGCAGUGAAAAAAGUGUUGAAGCAACAACAGGUGAAACCCCACUGGAUGUUUGCUCUGGACAAUCUGCUGAGACAAGCUGUGCAGGAUGCCAUCACUGUCCUGCUCCCAGAGCUGAAACUCCAUCUGCAGUUGUCGUUUGAGACAGAGGACAGCAUCCCCGAGGAGCAGUCUGUUGACCCAGACACUCCUGUAGUUCUUGGCCCUUACCAGCCGAUGGCGCCAAUAGACAAUCAGCAGGCAGAAACCGGGAAUGAGAAUGUAACAGCAGCCAGGCUCGGCCCCCCAGAUGAGAUCUCAUUCGACAGGAACUGUACACUCAGCGAGAAACUGAAAGACAUGAAAGUAGAGACCAGGAGACUGCUGAAUGAGCUGAGUGAGAAGGAGAGAGAGUACCAGGAGCUGCUGAGGGGCUCGGUCCUGAAGAAACAGGAGCAGAUAGAUGAGCUGAGGAAAGCGUUCAUCAUCGAAGGAAGCGAUUUGAAUUCAACUGAACGCUCUAAUGCAGAGACUAAAAGUUUGGUUUGCUGGCUCCAAUCUGUCCCUGUGGAUCAAGACACCAUCAAUAAACUGCUUGCUCAUGAGUUCACCUUGGACUGUCUCCUUCACAUGGCCUCCAGAGAUGACUUGGUGUACUGUGGAUUAAGGGGUGCAAUGUUGUGUCGACUCUGGAAGGCCAUCAAGUGUCGAAGGAAGACUCCUCUGAACAUGAGCAUCAAGGACAGUGAGGACACUUUGCUUUAAUUGCUGCUGAUGUUAAGCAUCAAAGGACAGUUUUCCUGACAGGCUGGGCCUGUGUGACCAGGAGUUACAAGCUGCUGAUGUAAACAGAUUUCAGUUACUGUGAAUUUAUCUUGUAAAUACACUGAUAAUGUGUCUUUGUGCUUGUCUGUAGAAUCUAAUGUUCUUUUAUGUUUUAUACAUUCUCUCAGGGCUUUGGUGUAUGGAAUUUAUUUUGAAGAAAAUGCAGCCUAGAGGAGCAUUAAUGUGUAGGGAAACAGUCAAACUUAUUUUUUAACUUUUUCAGACAUAUUUUACUGUUUUACGGAAACUAGUUAAGUUAUUAACACUUUCAGGACAAACACUCUUUAUUUGUAUUGAACAGGAUAUAAAAAUAAAAUUGGAAAAUAAACAGGA
Molecule: messenger RNA, 4600 nt
Organism: Poeciliopsis prolifica (blackstripe livebearer)
Lineage: Eukaryota; Metazoa; Chordata; Actinopteri; Cyprinodontiformes; Poeciliidae
Product: mitogen-activated protein kinase kinase kinase 5
Exons: 28
Coding region: 212-4207 (1331 amino acids)
Biological process (GO): cellular response to stress; protein phosphorylation; MAPK cascade
Molecular function (GO): ATP binding; MAP kinase kinase kinase activity
Source: RefSeq, a predicted model, not a curated record